AUGAGGAAGCGGGAAACGGCGAUUCUCGCAUUCUAUGGACUGGCACCUUUUAUCUGCACCAUCUCUCAGUGCAAACAUAGAAACAACAAUUACCAGCAAUUCAUCUCAGGUGAAAGCCCUUACCGCGUCCUCUCUCCCCAGAUGAACCACUACCACGCCCUCACCUCCACAAGGGGUUCAAGUCCAGCUAUGUUCUUAUUGGUUGGAAGAGGUUGUACUGGAGCUCAUCCAGAAGUCUCUCUGUCAUCAGAGGGUGGAGUGAGAGAGGAGAGAUGCUGGAGCAUCUGUGAAACACACAUUCAAAAAAAUCUGUUCAAGACUGCAGACACACAAGAGAUUCAUGCUGUGUGUUCAGUGACAUCAACAUUCACAACACAUGAUGAAGGAAUGAGGUGUCCUUCCCUGUUAGGAGAUAAACCACCUAAACAAGAUGCAGUGAUUGGGAGAUGGACCUUCCCAUUGCCUUGGGGUGUGUUCCAGAAAAAGGUCCUGAGCCUACUGGUCGACAUCCGCCAUCGCCUGAAGGAAACGCAUCCUGCCUCUUCAGCUGUCCAUAUAGAGAGGAUUGACACCAUGGAGGACUUUGAGUUGCAGGAGCAACACCUCUCUGAUGCACAGGCCUUUAAUACCCUGGAAGCAGUACGCCGUCUUCACAACUCCGAGACAAAUUGUAGGCGCUAUGAACCGGAGCAAGGACUAACCUCACCUCAUAACGAGGCCGUGACCUCAUAUUUGCUCGGAGCUAUGUCUGCAAGUCCAGAUUUACAUGAUGCUGAUAAUGACGACAUUGUGUCUGCCUGUAAAACAUAUUACGAGACCGUGCGCAGGAGCUUCAGGUACAAACAACCAGAUCUUGCAUCGCAGGCGGAAGCUGUGAAGAGUUCAGCUCGGAGUCGAGCGAGAAGAAAGUGGCUGCUAGAAGCGAGACAGAGUGUGCUGGCUGAGGAUGAGGUGGGCCUUUGGAAGUGCGCUACCAUAGACCUAAUGUCGGAUGAGGAAGACUGCAUCGUUGGCGGGGUGUCUGGAUGGAUUGUGCGACCUCCGUCUUUUCGCAGCCAGGAGCUCACAGAACUCUGUGCCACACUGCAGUCUAGAUUAGAGGCGAUGCCAAAAUACAGGGCAACGCACCACAGACGUCUGCAAAAUAGACCAAAUUCGGACAGAAUUACCUACAGCCACGAAGCUGAAAACAGACACUUCAUGGUGCUGUAGGAUUUUGGGCUUCUCGUGAGCUUCCAAUUUGUUGUGUGGGCAGAUCUCAUAUGUUUGUGUGUUUGUGCAAA
This is a messenger RNA of Xyrauchen texanus (razorback sucker), 1283 nucleotides long. RefSeq lists its product as uncharacterized. Lineage: Eukaryota; Metazoa; Chordata; Actinopteri; Cypriniformes; Catostomidae. The transcript has 8 exons. The record is from RefSeq and is a predicted model, not a curated record. The coding region runs from base 1 to 1212 and encodes 403 amino acids.